Macadamia integrifolia is the source of this 2385-nucleotide messenger RNA. RefSeq names its product transcription factor MYB61-like. Gene Ontology annotation, biological process: regulation of stomatal movement. The transcript has 3 exons. The record is from RefSeq and is a predicted model, not a curated record. NCBI's taxonomy places the organism in Eukaryota, Viridiplantae, Streptophyta, Magnoliopsida, Proteales, Proteaceae. Bases 427 to 2022 code for a protein of 531 amino acids.
CUUAUAAGAGAGAGAGAGAGAGAGAGAGAGAGAUUAAAAAAAGGGGAGGGGUAGCAGUGGUUUCUUUCUCCCUUCUAUUAAUUCGAUUCCCUUUCUGAACUGCCAUUUCAUUUUCUCAGCCUCUGUUACUGAGUGCAAGAAGUAUCAUCUUUCUCCUCAAGCUUUUGGCUCGUCACCUCACCUCCAAACUUCCAAUUCUCUUUCAAGAACUUGGAAACCUUUGUUGUUGUUGUUGUUUCUAUUGGGUGCUGACAAAUUCCCUGGCCUGCUCUGCGUUAACCCCUUAAACACCCCCCCCCGCGAAAGUACAAAACCUGUCAAUAAAUUUGGAAACUUUCGCCGCCAGCAUUUCUACCGUUGCAGGUGGGCAGUGGGUUUCUCCUCUCUCCAGAACUCAGAAUUCAGAAUUCAGAAUUCAGAAUUGAGAUGGGCAGGCACCCUUGCUGUUACAAACAAAAGUUGAGGAAGGGUCUCUGGUCUCCAGAGGAAGAUGAGAAGCUUUUGAGGCAUAUUACUAAGUAUGGACAUGGUUGUUGGAGCUCUGUUCCUAAACAAGCAGGUUUGCAGAGGUGUGGGAAGAGCUGCCGGUUGAGGUGGAUUAACUACCUAAGGCCUGAUUUGAAGCGAGGCACAUUCUCACAGCAGGAAGAGAACCUCAUAAUUGAACUCCAUGCAGCUCUUGGUAACAGGUGGUCUCAGAUUGCAGCACAGUUACCGGGAAGAACUGAUAACGAAAUUAAAAAUCUGUGGAACUCCUGCAUUAAGAAGAAGCUCCGACAGAGAGGCAUUGACCCCAACACCCACAAACCACUCUCUGAGAUUGAGAAUGCAAAAGAAAAAGUACCCAUCACCACCACUGCCGCCGCCGCCGCCGCCGCCGCUGCCCCUACGAGUACCACCACCAGCAACAGCAACAACAGUAACAAAUCCUGGGGGGAACUGAACCUCCUCAACAUAGAGAAUUUGAAGCCCGGUUUGGCAGCUGAAGCAACGGAGCCGGAGCCGAAGCCGAAGCCGCCUUCAAUGGCUGAAGAUGGGUACCCACUGGAAGGUAGUUUGAGUUCGAAGAUCAACAGUGACUCGCUUAUACCCACGGCCACUACCGCCGCCACCAGGGAAUUCUUCCUGGAGAGGUUCGUAGCCUCUCACAACAGCUCCACCACCAGUAGCAGCAGCGGUUGCAGGCCUUCAGACUCUGUUGGAUAUUUCCCCUUUCAGCAAUUGAACAAUUAUGCGUCCAAUGCAGCAGGGCUCUCCGUAAACCAAGCUUCAAACCCCCAGUCUCCUUGGUUCAACUUCAACCACAACUGCAAGGCUUUCGACAUCAGUCCCGAAUUCAAUUCCUGUACAAUUUCAAGCCUUAUUCCAUCAUCCGGGUCAAUUACAAGCUCAGUAGUUUUACCCACUUCCAUGUCGAUGGGUCUUAGGCCCACUGUCGUCAGUACUCUUCCCUCUGAUAACAUUUCGGCAGGAAAUUUCAGUACCAACGCGAUGCAGUACUGGGGAGCCGGUAGCUCCGGUAACAACAGUAGCAGCAGUAAUAGCAGUGGGAGCAGCACUAGCAGUAUUGAAUUGCAGCAGAGUAGCAGCAGUGGAAGCUUCUUUGAGAACAGCGUCUUCUCAUGGGGAUUGGUGGAUUGCAGCACAGCAGAUAAGGAAGGCCAAGUCAAUAAUCACAUUGCAACGACCGAACCUUACGAUCUCAAAUGGUCUGAAUUUCUUCACACUCCGUUCCUAAUUACGUCCUCUACACUGCAAAACCAAACGCCUCAGCCAUUAUACAGUGAAAUAAAAUCAGAACCCCACCGCUUACUCACUACUCAUGAAGACGCGUCGUCGACUGCGACUUCAUGGCAUCAUCAUCAUCAUCAUCAGAACAGCCACCAGCAACAACAACAACAACAACAACAACAACCACAACCACAACCACAGCCACAGCCACAAACACAACAGUUACAAGCUGCUUCGGAUAUGUAUGCUAAGGAUUUCCAGAGACUUGCGGCUGCCUUCGGACAACUAUAGAUUUUGUAUUUAUUUAACCUCGUGAAGCUAGUCUCAGUUUAUGAGUUAUUUUGGGGCCUUGGAGAAGAAUAUUACAGAACCAAUUAUAUUUCAAAUCCAUACGACAGAGGAGGAGGGGUGGGGGAGAAAGGCUUCAAUAAUUAAGGGCUUCCUCUUCUGAUUACUACAGGUGUGUGCCACAUAUUUUUCUCUUGUAUAUGGGUCCUAUGAUACAAAAAAUAUAUAUAUAUAUAUAUAUAUAUUAUCCAGCUUUGAUCUCUUUAGAUAGAUAAAUGUGAGGGAGAUAGGCUCCUGCCCACCCCUUAAUUUGUAUUUAUUUGGUUUGAAAUGGAAUUGCAGAGAAUAAGGCUUGUUCUGCUGUCA